GCGUUCCUCCAGCGCGCCACGCGACCGCCGUCCGCAACAGACACCCUUUCGCGCAUCCCCCUUCUCCAGCCCCCGACCAAGAACGCCUGCGCAAACGGCGGCGCAAACGGCGACGCACACGGCGCCGCAGACGGCGGCCGGAACGGGCGCGUCGGCGGCGCUGCCGACUGCGUGCGCGGGCCCGGGGCGAUGGUUGAUGUGGCGGCGGCGGCCGCCGCGGAUUUCGGAGUCGAGAUGGACACCAUCGUGGAGAGGUCCCUGAGCGGGGCCAGCGGUGCCGGGGGCGAUCCGGCGGCUGCGGGUGGCGGCGACACCGCAGUAUGCCCGUAG
This is a messenger RNA of Monoraphidium neglectum, 330 nucleotides long. RefSeq lists its product as hypothetical. Lineage: Eukaryota; Viridiplantae; Chlorophyta; Chlorophyceae; Sphaeropleales; Selenastraceae. The annotation marks the transcript as partial. The transcript has a single exon. The record is from RefSeq and is a predicted model, not a curated record.